GAAAAAUACGUCUGGACCUUCUGCAAUACGGAAUGGUCUCUCCAAGUCCAAUCAAAAAAGACUGCAACUACAUCCACUACUGUAAUAAUAAGAUGAGGCUAAACUGCACUCUCUGAAAACAUAGAAAAAUUAACCAUUCUGGAUGAGAUAAGAUUCACCAGCUUCUGACUCGUGGCACCUCCAUUCUGGCUUCUUAAUGAAUUUAAAAAGAAGAAAUGAAAAAGACACUUAGCUCCAAUUUCUUAUCUUUCAUGUGGCCAUUAAACUUUGUAAUAUCAACAGCCACAUAAUCCAAUGGUCACCAUUCAUCUAAGAUGAGGUUUGCUUGUUUCAAUCCGUUAGAUAGAGAAUAUGUCUAAUCUUUUCAUUAUAUAAAGGACGGGAGCCACAGUGCAAUGAGCAUCUUCAAAAAAACAAUUGUCUCAAGGAAAAAUAAAACUAAGUAGUAACGCAAUGGCUUCCUCAGUGAUCUCUUCGGCAGCCGUUGCUACCCGCACCAAUGUCACUCAGGCUAGCAUGGUUGCACCCUUCACUGGCCUAAAAUCUGCUGCAUCUUUCCCAGUUACUAGGAAGAACAACCUUGACAUUACUUCCAUUGCUAGCAACGGUGGACGUGUCCAAUGCAUGCUGGUGUGGCCACCAAUUAACAAGAAGAAGUACGAGACUCUCUCAUACCUUCCUGAUUUGUCUGACGAGCAAUUGCUCAAGGAAAUUGAGUACCUUUUGCAAAAGGGAUGGGUUCCUUGCUUGGAAUUCGAGACUGAGCACGGAUUCGUGUACCGUGAGCACCACAGGUCACCAGGAUACUACGAUGGAAGGUACUGGACAAUGUGGAAGUUGCCCAUGUUUGGGUGCACUGACGCUACCCAGGUGUUGAAUGAGGUCCAAGAGGCCAAGAAGGCUUACCCACAGGCCUGGAUCCGUAUUAUCGGAUUCGAUAACGUUCGUCAAGUGCAGUGCAUCAGUUUCAUCGCCUACAAGCCAGAAGGCUACUGAAUUUCACCCUUAUGGCCAGCCAACAUAUAAUUACUCCUCCUAUGGAGAUGUUUGUUUGAUUUGUACCUAGUCUUUUUUUACCCCUUUCAGAAACUACUGUUUUUUCCUUUGUUUCUUUUUCCUCUUGUACCUGUGUAUUUUCCUCCAUUCCAACCAAGUUAUGAGAAUUUAAUAAUGAUGAAUCGGUGCUUAUAUGUUGA
Molecule: messenger RNA, 1196 nt
Organism: Capsicum annuum
Lineage: Eukaryota; Viridiplantae; Streptophyta; Magnoliopsida; Solanales; Solanaceae
Product: ribulose bisphosphate carboxylase small subunit, chloroplastic
Exons: 3
Coding region: 454-996 (180 amino acids)
Source: RefSeq, a predicted model, not a curated record